AAAUAGUAUCAUUCAUUCAAGUUAAUUCAAGCCUGCGGUCAUUAUAGCAGCUGCAGAGUUUUCCCACGUAGGAACUAUCGAGUCUCCGCUUUGUCUCUGCGAUUGCGUAAUGUUCAUCCAGCCUGUGUGAAUGCAUCAGUCCUGCAGGCAGUGCUCCUGCAGAGCGAGCCUGCGCAGGUGAGGUGUUUACUGUGCCGAGGUCAGUGGCCUUGUUCUGCGGCACCAACCGACAGGACACUUACCCUGAAACACUCUGACCCAGAGUUCCGACCAAGCCCAGCUCUGAUCGAUACCCGCAUGUGAAACGCACCCGAGGCCGCUCUGCUCCACAGACAAGCCUCCAGCAACGGCCAGGACGCGACGACUGAACCAAGGCUUCUCCUCGAAGGCAAACGCGUAGAUCAGCCGACAUGCCGACUGGAUCAGUCAAACUGCAGAGCAUCAAGAAACUGGGACAUGAAAACCACAGCUAUGUGGCGUCGGACGACGGACCAGCUGGAUCCUACAUGACUAUGACUAACCAAGCCAAGAAGAAUGAGAAAGCUCAGGGAGACGCGCAGAAGCCAGCCAUCAGGGUCGGCUUCUUUCAGCUGUUCCGCUUCGCCACGUCCAAGGACGUGCUGAUGAUGGCGGUGGGCAGCGUGUGCGCGGUGGUGCACGGCUCGGCCCAGCCCCUCAUGCUGCUGGUGUUCGGCCUGCUCACGGACACCUUCAUCGAGUACGACCUGGAGCUCAACGAGCUGAGCGACGGCAGGAAGGAGUGCGUCAACAACACCAUCCAGUGGAAGAACUCCACGGCGGCCUGGGCGAACCUGUCGUACCCCUGGGAGGCGCCGGCGCCGCUGAACGCCACCCCGUGUGGGCUUCUCGACAUUGAAUAUGAAAUGACCAAAUUCGCCUACUAUUACGUUGGAAUUGGAGCAGCUGUAUUUGUCCUGGGAUACUGUCAGAUCUCCCUGUGGGUGACGGCCGCCGCCAGGCAGGUUCGGCUCAUCAGGAAAAUCUACUUCAGCAAAGUGAUGAGGAUGGAGAUCGGCUGGUUCGACUGCACCUCCGUGGGGGAGCUCAACACCCGCAUGUCCGACGAUAUCAACAAGAUCAACGACGCCAUCGCAGACCAGGUCGGGAUUUUCCUGCAGAGGUUCACCACCUUCGUGUGCGGCUUCUGCGUUGGAUUCGUGAAAGGAUGGAAGUUAACGCUGGUGAUCGUCGCAGCGAGUCCUCUGAUUGGUCUUGCUACUGGCCUCAUGGCUCUGUCGGUGGCCAAACUGACAGGCAUGGAGCUGCAGGCCUAUGCUAAAGCUGGAGCGGUAGCAGAUGAGGUCCUCUCUUCCAUUAGGACGGUAGCUGCGUUUGGUGGGGAGAAAAAAGAAGUGGAAAGAUACGACAGGAACCUGAGCUCAGCCCAACUGUGGGGAAUCAGGAAAGGCCUGAUAAUGGGCAUCUUUAACGGAUACAUGUGGCUGAUUAUCUUCCUGUGCUACGGCCUGGCCUUCUGGUAUGGCUCCACUCUGGUGCUGGACACAGAGGAAUACACACCAGGAACACUCCUGCAGGUGUUCUUUGGUGUUCUCAUCGCAGCCAUGAAUCUGGGGCAGGCCUCUCCCUGUCUGGAGGCGUUCGCUUCAGGCCGUGGCGCGGCUACAAACAUCUUCGAGACUAUUGACAGGGAGCCGGAGAUCGACUGUUUAUCUGAGGCUGGAUAUAAGCUGGACAGAGUCAAAGGAGAUAUUGAGUUUCACAAUGUGACCUUCUACUAUCCCUCCAGGCCUGAAGUCAAGAUCCUGGACCAGCUCAGCAUUUCAGUGAAGCCCGGGGAGACCACGGCCUUUGUCGGUCCCAGUGGAGCCGGGAAGAGUUCGGCCAUUCAGCUAAUCCAGCGCUUCUAUGACCCGAAGGAGGGCAUGGUGACCCUGGACGGUCAUGACAUUAGAGGACUGAACAUCCAAUGGCUGCGCUCGCUUAUCGGGAUAGUGGAGCAGGAGCCGGUGCUGUUUGCCACCACCAUCGCAGAAAACAUACGCUACGGUCGACCCGGCGUCUCCAUGGACGACAUCAUCGCUGCUGCCAAGGAAGCCAACGCCUACAGCUUCAUCAUGGACUUGCCGCAGAGGUUCGACACGCUGGUCGGGGAGGGUGGGGGUCAGAUGAGCGGAGGCCAGAAGCAGCGCAUCGCCAUUGCUCGAGCGCUGGUCAGGAACCCUCGCAUCCUGCUGCUGGACAUGGCAACCUCUGCCCUCGACAACGAGAGCGAGGCCAUCGUUCAAGAAGCCCUGGAUAAAGUCCGUAAGGGUCGCACCACCAUCUCCAUCGCCCACCGACUGUCCACCAUCAAGAACGCCGACGUGAUCGUGGGUUUCGAGCAUGGCCGCGCCGUGGAGAGGGGCAAACACAACGAGCUGCUGGAGAGGAAGGGCGUCUACUUCACUCUCGUCACCCUGCAGAGUCAAGGAGACAAGGCUCUGAAUGAGAAGACGCGGCAAGUGACUGACGAUGACGAAGAAUCCGAGGGGCUCCGUUUAUCCAAAGCUGGCAGCUACCGAGCCAGUUUGAGAGCUUCACUUCGAGAGCGCUCCCGAUCCCAGAUGUCCAACGCCAUCCCAGACUCCUCUGCUUCCAUCACUGGCCCCACAAGCUACGCUGAUCUAAAUGCAGACAAAUCCCAGAAUGCUGCACCGGAUGACGACGAACUGGUGGCACCUGCUCCAGUUGCCAGGAUCUUGAAGUACAACCUGCCUGAGUGGCCCUACAUGCUUUUUGGAUCGCUGGGCGCUGCGCUGAACGGAGGGGUCAACCCCUUCUACUCUCUUCUGUUCAGUCAAAUCUUGGCGACAUUCUCACUAACAGAUCCCGUGGCUCAGAGGAAGGAGAUUGAUAGCAUCUGCGUGUUCUUUGUCGUGGUCGGCGUGGUCUCUUUCUUCACCCAGACGCUGCAGGGCUAUGCCUUCUCCAAGUCUGGGGAGCUGCUGACGCGCCGGCUGCGGCGCCUUGGCUUCCAGGCCAUGCUGGGCCAGGAGAUCGGCUGGUUCGACGACCACAGGAACAGCCCCGGAGCGCUCACCACUCGCCUGGCCACCGACGCCUCGCAAGUUCAGGGGGCUACAGGUUCUCAGAUCGGUAUGAUCGUCAACUCCCUGUCCAACAUCGGCGUGGCCGUCAUCAUGUCCUUCUACUUCAGCUGGAAGCUCACGCUGCUGAUCUUGUGUUUUCUGCCCUUCAUUGCGUUGUCGAGCGGCUUCCAGGCCCGCAUGCUGACGGGCUUCGCCAAGCAGGACAAGCAGGCCAUGGAGGACGCUGGGCAGAUUUCCGGCGAGGCCCUGAACAACAUCCGCACCAUCGCGGGCCUGGGGAAGGAGCGCGUGUUCAUGGACAUGUACGAGGCCCACCUACAUGCGCCGUACCGAGCGGCCCUGAAGAAGGCCAACGUGUACGGCGUCUGCUACAGCUUCGCCCAGUGCGUUAUCUUCAUGACCAACGCCGGCUCCUACAGGUUCGGCGGCUACUUGGUGCGACAGGAGGGCCUCCACUUCAGCCUGGUGUUCAGGAUCAUCUCAGCCAUUGUUACCAGUGGCACAGCCCUGGGCAGAGCCUCCUCCUACACCCCAGACUAUGCCAAGGCCAAGAUCUCAGCGGCGCGCUUCUUCCAGCUGCUGGACCGCGUGCCUCGCAUCAGCGUGUACAGCCACCAGGGGGAAAAAUGGGAAAACUUCCAAGGGAACCUGGAGUUCAUUGACUGCAAGUUCACCUACCCCACCAGACCGGACAUCCAGGUCCUGAAUGGGCUGAACGUGUCGGUGAAGCCGGGCCAGACUCUGGCCUUCGUUGGCAGCAGCGGCUGUGGGAAGAGCACCAGCGUGCAGCUGCUGGAGCGGUUUUACGACCCAGACCACGGCAAAGUGCUGAUUGACGGCCGCGACUCGACCCGCGUCAGCGUGUCCUUCCUGCGCUCCAAGAUUGGCAUCGUGUCCCAGGAGCCCGUCUUGUUCGACUGCAGCAUCGCCGAGAACAUCAAGUACGGCGACGCCUCCAGGGAGAUCGGCAUGAGCGAGGUCACGGCCGCCGCCAAGAAGGCCCAGCUCCACGACUUCGUCAUGGGGCUUCCUGAGAAAUAUGAAACCAACGUGGGUGCUCAGGGCUCGCAGCUGUCCCGCGGCCAGAAGCAGCGCAUCGCCAUCGCCAGGGCCAUCAUCCGCGACCCCAAGAUCCUGCUGCUGGACGAGGCCACCUCCGCCCUGGACACGGAGAGCGAGAAGACCGUGCAGGACGCGCUGGACAAAGCCAGGGAGGGCCGGACCUGCAUCGUCAUCGCCCAUCGCCUGUCCACCAUCCAGAACUCCGACAUCAUCGCCGUCAUGUCCAGGGGCUUCGUGAUCGAGAAGGGGACGCACAACCAGCUCAUGGCCCUGAAGGGAGCCUACUACAAGCUGGUUACCACGGGAGCGCCCAUCAGCUAACCGCCCCGGGAAGCGGGAGCCAAUGAGCAAGGCAGCGCAGGGAAAGUGGCGUUACUGUGGUGCAGCGAGCGGGACAGGGACUGGAGAGAUGCCAUUUACAAAGCACUGUGGAAGAGGAAAGUGCACCUGCUCACUCGUACACUAUUUAUUUGCAAGGAGUCAGAGAAGCCAAGUUGUGCUACUUUACUCAUACAUGGGCAGCAUUAUUGCCGUGUUUGGUCAGCGAGUUCAGAAGUUCAUUUAAGUUUAGUAGCUGUAGAGCGUAAACAUAAUUUUAAGGGAUCUGUAUUUUUCAUUGCAUUGUUAGAAUACUUCUACACACAUCGGACAGCUGUAAAUACUGAUUGAGAAUCACAUGCAUUUUAUUAUUAUUACAGAAUAAUAAUCAUAGAAUAAUAUUCUCUAAUUGCACAUCUGAACAAUUACAUCUAUUAACCAGUUUAAUUCUUUAACUUUUUCUGUUAUAUGCUUUUUAUGCAGGCUUUUAUUUUGUUGGGUUGUAAUUGCAGACUGCAUUAAAGCUGCUUGUUUUGUG
Betta splendens (Siamese fighting fish) is the source of this 4989-nucleotide messenger RNA. Its product is annotated as bile salt export pump-like. Gene Ontology annotation, biological process: transmembrane transport. The record is from RefSeq and is a predicted model, not a curated record. Gene Ontology annotation, cellular component: membrane. Gene Ontology annotation, molecular function: ATP binding; ABC-type transporter activity; ATP hydrolysis activity. Lineage: Eukaryota; Metazoa; Chordata; Actinopteri; Anabantiformes; Osphronemidae. The transcript is spliced from 29 exons. The coding region runs from base 411 to 4454 and encodes 1347 amino acids.